AUCUCGGUGGUGCGCGAGCCCCGCGGCGGUUUGUGGCCGGUGUGUGUGUGUGUGUGUGUAUAUCUGUUCGGGAGGACGACUUACUUCCAAUUAUCCCCUCUCACACAACGAUUUUCAUCCCGUUUUCAGUGUUCCCGGGAGCGGAGACUUCCAUGGCUUAACGCGGGAUCGUGUCACGGACUUUAUUCGUUUAUGACUUUCUUUUCGGAGGAUUUUUUCUCGUCUCUCAGCGAGCUAAGCUAGUUAUCGAGCUCGCGAGCUAGUACUGGAUUUACGUAUAUUCUCCGCGUAUGAAAGUUCAUCAGACCAAACAAUACCUGGAUGAAUCCACUGGGAAUUAUUUAUAAAGUCACUUUGAAUCCGGGCGGCUUGAUAGGAAGAAGAUAAAGGGCCACCGUUACCUCAGCGAAGCUAAGGAGCUAAUAUGAAGUUAGCCAGCUAACGCUCUCGUGUGCAAGAAAACACCCUCCGCGCGAGCUGUUUCUGAUACCUAAUAUUGAAUUUUGCUCAUUUAAUGUUAGGAUAAUUAAGUCUUUGAGGUUUUGUUUUCAUGUUGAAUGCCUGAUCUGUCUAGGGGAGUGGUGGGUUGAUGCUCUGCCUUGCAUACUUCAGCCAAACCCACUCACAUUAAUAAGUGUUUAACACUUACAUUAAUGCGUUUUGUGGCAGAAGUCAUUCCUAUCUUAAUCUAGAAACCCAUAUCAAAUGGAUAGGCUUAUUUUUAAGGGGAGUACAGCUUAACUAAUCCAACAGGUUAUUAGUAUAUUAGUGUUUAUUGGUCAGGCCUAUGGUUGUAAAGGGGAAUGAGGAUGAAUUGUGCAGGGAACGAGGUGUAACAUCUCAAAUUGUGGACUAUCAUCAGAUUUGUAUGGAAAAAAGCAGCUGAAUUGGGUUUGGUUCGGCAACAUGGGGGUCUCGCAAGGGGGCAAGAAGUCAACUACAUAGUGUCUAAGUAGUUUUGUUGACGUAAUGUAGUCGGUUUAGCAGAAGAGCCUUGUCUUUUCUCGAUAGUUGAUAUUUUUUUCGUAUUACUAUGUGCAUUGGUCUCCUGAUAAUUUAUUAAAGAUAGGAGAAUUGGAGCAACAGGUCAGUCUGGAUCAAGAAACACUGUCUUUCGUGUCUGGUUGGAGUAACACUCCCAAGCCAUCCUCAAUGCCUUCAGCGCUGGCCGUGUUCACCUGCCGCCCGAAUUCGCACCCGUUUCAGGAACGUCAUGUCUACCUGGAUGAGCCGGUCAAGAUCGGGCGCUCCGUGGCCCGGUGUCGCCCUGCGCAGAAUAACGCCACCUUCGACUGCAAGGUGCUGUCCAGGAAUCACGCUCUGGUGUGGUUCGACCACAAGACUGGAAAGUUCUAUCUCCAGGACACCAAAAGCAGCAAUGGCACCUUCAUCAACAGCCAGCGUCUGAGCCGCGGGUCGGAGGAGAGCCCUCCCUGUGAGGUGCUCUCCGGUGACAUCAUUCAGUUUGGGGUGGAUGUGACCGAGAAUACCCGGAAAGUUACUCAUGGCUGUAUAGUGUCGACCAUCAAGCUCUUCUUACCAGAUGGCAUGGAAGCUCGGCGGCGAUCAGAUGUUGUUCCAGCACCACUGCCACUGGCUAUUGAUAAGGUGUCCGCAAAUACACCCAGUAUGUAUUCUCAGGAACUGUUUCAGCUCUCCCAGUACCUGCAGGAGGCCUUACACAGAGAACAGAUGCUGGAGCAGAAGUUGGCCACUCUGCAGAGGCUGCUGGCCAGCACACAGGAAGCAUCAGAGAGCAGCUGGCAGGCUUUAAUCGAUGAAGACCGGUUACUCUCUAGAUUGGAGGUGAUGGGGAAUCAGUUGCAAGCAUAUUCAAAAAACCAAACGGAAGACGGUAUCCGAAAGGAGCUUGUAGCCUUAACAGAGGACAAACACAAUUACGAGACGACAGCCAAAGAGUCCCUGAGGCGGGUCCUUCAGGAGAAAAUCGAGGUGGUCAGAAAACUGUCUGAGGUCGAGAGGAGCUUGAGUAACACAGAGGACGAGUGCACACACCUGAGAGAGAUGAACGAACGCACACAGGAAGAGCUUCGAGAACUCGCCAACAAAUACAACGGAGCCGUCAAUGAAAUCAAGGAUCUCACAGAAAAGAUCAAGUUGGCAGAGGGCAAACACGAGGAGCUCACGCAGAAAGGCCUGAAUGAGAAGAAAGAGCUACAGCUGAGGAUUGAAGAGAUGGAAGAGAAGGAACAGUCGCUUCAGGCUCGAAUCGAAGCUCUGCAGGCGGACAACGACUUCACGAAUGAGAGACUAACGGCCCUGCAAGUCCGGUUAGAACAGCUGCAGGAGAAAAGCAUAAAGGAAAACAACAGUUUAGACCACUUUCUUUUAAAGAGUGGAGGAGACUGCACUUUAAUCCAACAGUACAUUGAGUGUCAAUCGGUGAGGCAGCUGAAGGAAGCUGUGGACUCAUCCAUUAACAAGCUGUCUAACUUUGACGAGGUCAUUGAUGCACAUCUUCAGAAUAACCAGACGACAGUGGACAACAGCUUGGCCAGUCCAGACAGGCUUAAAGAAAACCAAAUAGACGCUAAAGAGUGUGAUAUGUCAGAUACUCUGAGCCCCAGCAAGGACAAAAGCAGUGACGACACAUCAGACGGACAGAUGGAUGAACAAGAACUGAACGAGCCCCAGAACAGGGUUUCUCUUCUGAAAGAAAUGGACAGGAACCUGGAAGCUGGAGACACUGAGCAGGUCAUUCCACACCUCCACAGAGAGCUACAGGAGGCCCAGGAGCUCGCCAACACUGGCAAACAGAAAUGCCUUGAACUUCAAGCCCUGCUGGAGGAGGAGAGGAAAACCAACAGACAGCAGACUGAAGAAUCUGCUAAACAGAUCCGCUUCUUACAGACUCAACUAGCGAAGCUCCAGUCUGACAUGGAGGCUCUACGUGAGCAGAGGGAAAACACUAUUUCCACCACCCGAGAGGAGCUCUACAGCGCUCAGGAAGAGAUCCUGGUGCUCCGGCAUGCCAUGGAGGCCGCCACUGCCGAGCGGGAACGGGAUAUCGCCGCCCUGCAGGGAGACCUAAGCAUAGUCACCGCUGAACUGGACAAAUGGAGACAGACGGCAGCCAAGUAUGAAGUGGAGAUCAGCAACCUGCAGGCCAGCUUCCAGCUUCAGAGCCAGCACCAGGAAAGAGCUAGCCAACUCCAAGGUGAAUUGGAGAAGCUUCAGGCUGAGUGUUCUGGUCUGCAGAAUGAAUGUGACAGUCUUCGGGCUGAGAAGACAACGCUAAUGCAGAAACUCCACAGACUAGAGGAAGAGCUCGACAGCUCCAGAGAGCGGAGUGCGACGUUGAGCAGCAGUCUAAACGCUCUGGAGAAAUCCCAGGGUGACCUGGAGAAUAAACUGGGGUCAAUACAAGACCAGCACCAACAGGACGCUAGCAAACUGAAAGUCCAACUGGCCCAAGCAGAGACCCGUACCAGAGACCUGCAGAAGGAGUACGAUGACACUCAGAAUCUGCUGUCAGAUCUCCGGCAGCGGUAUGAGCAGACGGAGCAGGAGAAACUCUCCAUCAACGACGAGCUGGAACAGUGCAAGGUCAACCUCAAACUCCUGCAAGAGAAGGGCAGCAAUCCAUCCAUAUUGCAGCCUGUCCAAGCCAUUUUCAUCGGUCUAUUCCUGGUUUUGCUGUAUUGGUGCUUCGGCCAGUUGUGGUAGAAAGAGCGGAUGGAUGCCCUGGAUGCCGGUGGUUGCCGCCGUGGUUGCAGUGACGGCAGUGGUGCUUUAUCCCAACUUGUCCAAGAGCUCCUCCUGAGAACGUUAACCAAUCACAACACUCGUCUCCACCACUUCCUGUCCCCGGCACGGCCCUCUGUCCAAUCCGACUUCAGUUUUAAUCCAGGCGCACGGCCUAAAUCUGAACGUAAUACCUCUCGUUUUGACAAUUACAGCCCCAAUGUCUGUGUAAAAUGCAAAUGUAUAUAGUAUAGAAAGAAAGAGGGAAUAAAGUUCUAAUGCAUAUUAUAGAAUAAAUAAUCUAUCUGCAUUUUUGUCACUUGGAUGGGAAUUUUGAUUAUUAAAAUGGCCUAAACUAGGUCUAACGUUCUUUUUUUUGUUUGUUUUCUUGGACGGGGUACCGCGUUUUCUGUUAGCAAGUUUUUGUUUGUUGGACUUUUUGUGGUUUGCCAUGUUAGGUGUGGUAAACCUAAAUAGAUGUACAGCCAAACGAGAGGGCACGGAGCGGCGAAGUGCCUACUUUAAAUACUACUAGGACUAGUUCACAUUGAAGUGCCACUCUUGAUCCACUCAUGCAGCGUAUCAAUUCGAUCUUGAAUGAUAAAAAAAGUCUAAAUUUCACGUCAUCUGUGCUGUUAUUGUGUGUUCAAGCCGACAUGCUUCUAGCACAGUGAUGUCGUUGUUCUCUAUGGCUGUUUUCUCUUGUAUUAUGUAUAAUAAGCAAAUGUUCAUGUCAGAGACACACUACAAAGUAUAUAGGUGAUUUUGAAACUCAACGUUCUUGACAUGUAGGAUUGUGGUCGAUGUCAAAUGUAUGGAAGCUUGUUUCUGGCAUGAAAUAAAAAAUUAAAAUGGUAAUUGUAUCUUUUUAUCUCACAAUUCUGACUUUUUUUCUCAGUAUUGCAAGGUAUAAAGUCACAAAUGUGAGUUAUAAAGUCAGAAUUGCGAGAUAUAAAGUUGGAAUUGAGAUAUAAACCCACAAUUGUGUGUUGUCCAAUUGUAAGAGGGGAAAAAAAGACCACUUUUUUUUUUCUCAAUUGCGAGUUUAUAUCUCAAUUCUGACUUUACAACUCGCAAUUGCAUGUUAAGAAGUCAGAAUUGCCUGCAAUUGUGAGUUUAAAUCUCUCAAUUCUGAGAAAAAAAGUCAGAAUUCUAAGAUAAAAAUUUGCAAUUACCUUUAUUUUUUUUUUUUUUUAGUGGGGAAAACGAGCUUCCAUACAAAUGUAAUGAAGCAUUGACUUAAAAAAAAAAUAAUAAAAAAAUGUUGUAGCUUUUUACCAACACACUGUCCUGCUGUCGCGGACUAAGAUUUGAGUCUUUUCUGUACUAAAACUCCUACAGUACCUCCUGAAAAAGGCUCUGGGAUUUUGCUGCCUUACCUGUAAAAUAGGUUCCUUCUUACAGAAUGAAAUUGGAUUGCUUUAAAAGGAAUGGGGGAAAAAUGAUAAAUGGGUGGAAGUGUCACAAAUCCACUCCAUUGAAGCACAGAAAUGGGUGAGAGCGAAUUAUUUUGGGGAUGAACGGAAUGAGUUGUUUAAAUUUGGAUGUGCAAAAGCUGCUUUGAGACUGGAGGAAGACGAAUUAACCAAUGAUGUGUUUGGUGUGUGGUUCACAUUUGUCUGCUGUGCUGUAAAUAAACAGUCAUGGAGCACAAAGCCUAACUCAUCUGGUUCAACGUGUCAAGGACUUUUGUUUUUGCAUCCUUUGUUGUUUUACUGGAAAGACAUACUCCAACAAAAAUCCGUUGAACGCUUCAACAUGGAUUUGACCACGAAUGCAAAAAAGCAAAGCUUGUAGCACAAAAAAAAAAGAAAAAGGAUAGCUUUAAAAACAUUGAAAACGUAAUGCAUUCUUUAAACAGCAUGAUGGACUUUUUAUUUUAAACAUCCGUUUGGAACGUCGUCCUUCACGUUAGAAGAAUGCUCAUAGGUCGUUUGUAAAUAUGUAUGUAUGAAUGUUUGUGUGUAAAUAUAUGUUAUAGUCACAAAAUAAAAAAAUUGGAUAUAAAUGAUAUUGGUCAUAUCUAAUUUGCUGCUGGAGCCAGUUUUCAGGAUAUGAUGCAUUGGCCUUUUCUCUUCCUUUCAAUUGAGAUACGAGUUCUCCGUUCCAGUUCAUUUUAAUGUAGUUUUAUAGAUGCAAAAAAUUUUUUGGGCUUGAACAUGCAGUUUUAAGGGUUUUUUUUGCAUGUUUGACACUUAUUGAAUUGUGCUGACCAAGGGGAUUUUCUUUUAAAUUGCAAAUGAAAGAUUUGGAACGUGUUCAUUAGGUGGCUAAACGCAGGUUUUUGUAAGCUUAAAAUUUGUAUUUUUGUUUCUCUGUUAAUUCAAAGAUGGUGGAAUGAAGUCACAAGGUUAAAAUCAAAAGCUAGGGUCUUUGGGAAAAGAUAUCUUUAAACUGGUCACCAACCAAGUCAGUACAGCACACUGCCUGUAUAUAGUUAUGUUCGUAAAUAUUGUUUUUUAAUUAUUUUUUUUUUCUUGAAUUGAGAGCUCAGAAUGACACUUUUGUUUUGAACAUCAAAUAUAGUUCACUGUCAGAAAUCUAUUUUGUAAAAACAGAAUGAUAUAAUACAGAUAAAGGGUAUUUGCACUAACAAGUGUGAUGUGCAUGACUUCAAUAAAACAACUUCACUUUC
Messenger RNA from Megalobrama amblycephala (Wuchang bream), 6340 nucleotides. RefSeq names its product sarcolemma associated protein a (gene slmapa). Gene Ontology annotation, molecular function: protein binding. The coding region runs from base 1153 to 3687 and encodes 844 amino acids. The transcript is spliced from 24 exons. The record is from RefSeq and is a predicted model, not a curated record. NCBI's taxonomy places the organism in Eukaryota, Metazoa, Chordata, Actinopteri, Cypriniformes, Xenocyprididae.